Molecule: messenger RNA, 537 nt
Organism: Cooperia oncophora
Lineage: Eukaryota; Metazoa; Nematoda; Chromadorea; Rhabditida; Trichostrongylidae
Source: the annotation of a GenBank genome assembly
AUGUCGCGGCGCCAAUUGACAGUGUUUGAAACUUGUGUGACGCCAUUGCGACAAGACCCAACAACUGCUGUUUAUUGUUGUUUUUCCUCUAUACAGAAACCCGACACGAAAGGCUACUCCAGAAGAAGGCGAUCCAGCGAAAUCGCCGAAGUCGAAAACUCUCCGAAGAGGAGAAGAUCGAGCGAAUCUGCCAACAUUACCUCACAAUUCGAUCGACCGUUUUCACCUGCCACGCUUGCAAGAAAACUUGAUGAGCUACGUGAAGAUAUUCUGUCAGAUGCCGUGGACCAGCUGUCGGCUGUUGAACUGCGUGGUUUCGACAACGAGGUAGAGACGGAGGAGGAAUACAUGAGGAGGCGUGAAGAAGUACGUCGUCAGUUAAGCAAUCCUGAUGGUUUUGAUGCAAACGGAAGAACAGAACUGAACUAUGAUGCUGCUGCUGUAGCAGGCGCAAAACUGUUGAUCGAUGAGACACGAGCAACGAGAAGCAUGUGUAAGAAACUUUUGCGAAUGACUGGGGGAAUCCGACGAAGAUGA